AUGGACCAGAUCUUGACGAUACGAAGCAAGAGCCCCGUCGGGUUUUGGCCCAGGACGUCGCUUAGGUCUCGUUGCUCCAUGUCGCUGCGUUGGCUUGGCUGUGUGGUUUGUCUGCUGACCGUCUUCGAGACCUUCACGUAUCUCGUCAACCGCCCGGAGAUAUCUCUUCUCGGUGAAUGGAGCCCUCUGUUCCGUCCGGCGGUUCUGCGACCGGGCCAGUAUCGGGAGACGGUAGGCCAUUCCUCCAUCGGGGAAGGCCCAGGCCAGGACGUGGAAGUUGAUGAAAUGGGCCUGUGGCAUGACCAGAGAGAUGAGAGAUUCUACCUGGGUGGCACCCGAACCCUAACCAGCGCUCCAUCUCUCGGAGCUGCACACCCUGAUCCCGUUAUCUACGAUCCUUAUCCUACAUACAACAGUAGAGCAUGGAGAAAGAAAUACCAUGGCCGGUUUGAGCCAUGCUUGGGGCCGCGCGGUCGCGAUUUAGACCGUACCCGCUUCGAAGAUAUGGUUCUGGUGUAUAAAGGAAAGCAGAUUGCAUUUCCAGAGUCCCGAUUCGGCUCACACGAGGCAAUCGGCCUGGACGGGGAUAUCUGCACCGAUCGCUACUCUCGUUUCGGGGCCUACGGGUAUGACGAUGACAGCGAAGAAGAUGUUCCUGGUUUCACUCGGCCGCCGAUGGUGCACUGGAACGAGGUUGACUGGAGAGGCCUGCAGUCCCUCUGCCUCGAGAGGAAUGCCAAUCGGUUUAAACCAAACAGUGCGAUGAACCAGUCUCAACCGCCCCCGCUUUCCUUUGAGCUCAGAGAGCCCCCGCGAAAAGUCUAUGAAUCCGAACCGACUACUGCCGGCGUGAAACAAUAUCAUUCGCGAUCCGCCGUCCUCAUCCGAUCAUGGCAGAAUAUGCUAUGGACACCGAAUCAUCGGGAGUAUCUUCGGGCGUUGAUCAUGGAGCUUGCCUUGCACUCUGGAGGCGAGUAUGAGGUGUUCCUCUUGGUUCACGUCAAGGAUGAUGACCUGCCCAUCUUCUCGGAUGCGGAGACCAUGAGUGAGCUGCGGGAGUCUAUCCCACCUGAGUUUCGAAACAUUGCUUUGUUCUUCAACACCAAGCUGUUGGAGGCGUGGUAUCCCAGAAUCCCAGAACAUAGCCCUAUACUACAACAUCACCAACCAUUGCAGAUCUUUUCCCAAUUGUACCCACACUUCGAUUACUACUGGCAAUUCGAGAUGGACGGCCGGCACACUGGUAAUAUCUAUCACUUUUUGGAUAAAGCCAUCUCCUUCGCUAGACAGCAGCCUCGCAAAUACUUAUGGGAGCGCAACGCCUACUUCUACACCCCCGGUGCACACGGUACCUGGGCAGAAUUCAUGGAAAUGACUAACUCUAGUCUCACCGAGAUGUCCGCCAACACGAUAUGGGGCCCCGUUCGUGGCACGGGAAUCCGCCCCAUGGGCCCAGAGCCGCCAGAUAGCCCCCCUGAGAGCGACAACUUCAGCUGGGGUGUCGGCGAAGAGGCGGACCUCAUCACUUUCCUGCCAAUAUUUAAUCCGAAAGACACUGCGUGGACAUUCCCGGACGAAAUCUGGAAUUUCAAAUACGACCGUGAAACGCCGCGCCGCGCUGGGGUCAUCACGAUGGGCCGGUACUCACGGCGCUUGCUCGAUCUCGCUCACCACGCACAGGCAACGCGCGGGCUCGGUCUCGCAUCUGAGAUGACAGGCUCUUCAUGGUCGCUUCAUCAUGGGCUGAAAGCCGUCUAUGUCCCGCAUCCAAUUUACGCAGACGGGCAGUGGACACCGCAGGAGCUUGCGCGGAUCUACAAUCGCGGAUCGCCCGACAAUAUCAAUGGUGGGCCAGAUAGUAUCUGGAACUUUGACCAUCUGUACGACCAUAUCAUGUACCGACUUUCCUACAUGUUCACGACACAUACCGCGGAGGACUUGUACAGGCGAUGGCUUGGGUACAGAACUGCGGAGAAUGAGGGUGGAAAGAAGUCAACGGAAACUCGCUUCGGUCGACAUUGUUUCCCGUCAAUGUUUCUUCAUACCAUUAAGAACACUGAGAGUAGGUUUGGACCUGACAAAGCUGUACCAUGA
Penicillium canariense is the source of this 2094-nucleotide messenger RNA. Its product is annotated as DUF3405 domain-containing protein. The coding region runs from base 1 to 2094 and encodes 697 amino acids. NCBI's taxonomy places the organism in Eukaryota, Fungi, Ascomycota, Eurotiomycetes, Eurotiales, Aspergillaceae. The transcript is spliced from 4 exons. The record is from RefSeq and is a predicted model, not a curated record.